Closterium sp. Yama58-4 is the source of this 2394-nucleotide messenger RNA. NCBI's taxonomy places the organism in Eukaryota, Viridiplantae, Streptophyta, Zygnematophyceae, Desmidiales, Closteriaceae. The record is from the annotation of a GenBank genome assembly.
AUGUUGCAACCCCAGGGAAGGGAGAAGGCGCCACAAAUGGGAAAAGGCGAGGAGAAGAGGGAUGGGUACCAGGAUCCAAAGCGGAGGAGAGGUGGGGAGAGCAGGGAGGAGGUGGAGGGGAGGUUGAGGGAGUGUUUGAAGGAGAGGCGGCUGUGGCAUCUGCUGGAAGACCGAAGCCCGUUGCUGGCGUCCCUUAAAGCCCAUGUGAAGCUUCUUUGGAAGAUGGGGCAGCAGGCGGUGCAGGAGAGGCGGCUGUGGCAUCUGCUGGAAGACCGAAGCCCGUUGCUGGCGUCCCUUAAAGCCCAUGUGAAGCUUCUUUGGAAGAUGGGGCAGCAGGCAGUGCAGGUGAGAAGGGGGGAGUGUGACAUGUGUGGGGAGAGCAGGGUAAGCAGGGAGGAGGUGGAGGGGAGGUUGAGGGAGUGUUUGAAGGAGAGGCGGCUGUGGCAUCUGCUGGAAGACCGAAGCCCGUUGCUGGCGUCCCUUAAAGCCCAUGUGAAGACCCUUUGGAAGAUGGGCCAUGAGGCAGUGCAGGGAAGGGAGAAGGCGCCACAAAUGGGAAAAGGCGAGGAGAAGAGGGAUGGGUACCAGGAUCCAAAGCGGAGGAGAGGUGGGGAGAGCAGGGAGGAGGUGGAGGGGAGGUUGAGGGAGUGUUUGAAGGAGAGGCGGCUGUGGCAUCUGCUGGAAGACCGAAGCCCGUUGCUGGCGUCCCUUAAAGCCCAUGUGAAGCUUCUUUGGAAGAUGGGGCAGCAGGCGGUGCAGGAGAGGCGGCUGUGGCAUCUGCUGGAAGACCGAAGCCCGUUGCUGGCGUCCCUUAAAGCCCAUGUGAAGCUUCUUUGGAAGAUGGGGCAGCAGGCAGUGCAGCCGUUUCAGGACGCCCUGCUGGCGCACGAGCCCACGCUAGAGGACCUGCAGGGGGAGAAGAAAGGGGCUCUGCAGCUCUUCGCCCUGCUGCUGGGCGCUCCCGAGGUGACGUCUCUUAGGAAGGAUGAGCUUGCAGAGUUGAAGGGGUCCUCUCAGGUGCCCAGUCCCGCCCCACACCCCUUAGGAGGAGAGCAGUUGGAGACACUAGUACCAGCUACCUCUGCACCCCCCUCGGGCGAGCAGUUGAAGUUGGUACCCACUCCUUCCCCACCCCCCUCGACCUCGCAAGGAGGGCAGCUGGGAGGGCUGCUGCUGCCGCAGGAAGUGGGGUUAUCAGAUUUAGGCGAUGAGCGCAUUGCAAGGGUGCACCGGCUGGCACAGUUGAACAGACCUCCUCCUCAGCUUCCCACUCCCUCCCCUCCCGCCUUGAAAGGAGGGCAGCUGGGAGGGGUAUUGCUACCACAGGAGGUGGGAUUAUCAGACAUAGGCGAUGAGCGCAUUGCCAGGCUGAACAGGCCACCCGAUGUGCUUCUUACGGAGUUCCUUGAAAGGAGGUUGCGGUGGGAGCAUACGGAGGAGCGGGAGCUGCUGGCCGCGAAGCUGGAGGCGUACAUUCGCUCUCUCAUCCGCACCAACCCUGAGGCUCUCAAGGGCUAUCAGGAGCUGUUCUUUGCGAGGUGUGCAGGCGCAGAGGAGGACGUGCAGCAGGAGAAGCGGGACGUGGUGAGGGUGGUGGCGCUGCUGCUGGGGUGCUCUGUGCCGGCUCAAGCCAAGAAGCUCCAGCUGCAGCAUCAACCACUAAUGGCGGGGCCUGUGGUGCUCGUCACGGGAUGCUCCUCCGGCGGCAUCGGAUCGGAACUCUGCAAGGCCUUCGCCGCUAAAGGCUGCCGCGUGUUCGCCUCGGCAAGGCGACCAGACUCCAUGCAAGACCUGGCAGGGUUGGGGAUAGAGACGGUACAGCUAGAUGUCACGUCCCCUGCCUCCAUUCAGGAAGCCGUCAGCACAGUCAUUUCCAAGGCAGGCAGAAUAGACAUUCUGGUCAACAACGCGGGAGCAGGCUGUUUUGGGCCCAUGGCGGAGAUGCCUUUGGACGCCUUCCGCAGCAACAUGGAAACCAACGUGGUUGGCCUGCUCGCUGUCACGCAGGCUGUCGUUCCGCACAUGGUGGAGCAGGGCAGUGGCAAGGUCAUCAACAUAGGGUCGGUGUCGGCAUGGAUCACAACGCCAUUCGCCGGCACAUACUGUGCGGCCAAGGCAGCAGUGCACAGCAUCACACACGCGCUCAGAAUGGAGCUGAAACCGUUUGGCAUUCAAGUGAUGCUCGUUGCUCCGGGCGCAAUCAGGUCCAACUUUGGUGGCAACUCCUCCUCCUCUGUCUCCCACCUACGUCUCAAGAUAUUCUCACGCUUUCAGAAGCAGAUAGAGGCGCGGGCAGGGGCCUCCCAAACGCCCCAGUCCACGCCGGGAGACGUGUUCGCGAGGGCUCUAGUAGAGAUUUGUGUGCCUGCAUUUUCAGCAACAGAUAGAGGCUAA